Messenger RNA from Ochotona princeps (American pika), 1733 nucleotides. Its product is annotated as glutamine and serine-rich protein 1-like. The coding region runs from base 17 to 1684 and encodes 555 amino acids. The transcript has a single exon. NCBI's taxonomy places the organism in Eukaryota, Metazoa, Chordata, Mammalia, Lagomorpha, Ochotonidae. The record is from RefSeq and is a predicted model, not a curated record.
AGUUGCUGUUGAAGGCAUGUUAAACACUAACAGAAACCCAGAGUUUGUUUCUAGUGGCAGAAGUUUAAGUGGAGAGAGUGCUACAUCAGAGAGCGAGUUCGCCUUAGCAGGUGAUGACAGUGGUGUGUCGGUGAACUCAACUAGGAGUGCACCUGCACUCCUGGCCAUGGCCCAACCUGCAGAUGCAAUUGGUGUCAAGACUGAAGAAGAAAACCAAGAUUUACCGCAUUUUUCUCUUCAAAAGAAAAAGACUAAAGGAAAAGGACAAAAUAAAGAGGAAGAGACUAGUAAUCAGAAACAACUGAAAAGGCCUUCCCAUAGCAAACGCCAGAAUCCAAGAGGAACAGACCCAUAUUCCCCAUAUACUCCUCCCUCAGAGAGCAGCCACGAUGGUUAUCAGCAUCAAGAGAAAAUGAGACAAAAGAUCAAAGAGGUAGAGGAAAAGCAGCCAGAGGUCAAAACAGGAUUCAUUGCUUCUUUCUUAGAUUUUCUGAAAUCUGGCCCAAAGCAGCAGUUUUCCACGCUCACUGUACGCAUGCCUAAUAGGACUAAACGACCAGGGACCCAGACUGUUCGUGCACUCUGCCCACCACCACUUCCAAAGAUGACGUCAUUUGCAGCACCCUUGCCUUUAGUAUCUGAAACUGGAGGUAACAGUCCUUCAGAAAAAGUUGAUAACGAACUUAAAAACUUAGAACAUUUAUCUUCAUUUUCUUCUGAUGAAGAAGAUCCUGGAGUAUGCAGUAAUGAUAUUUAUAAAAAUAUCUCUGCUCCCUUAACUGCUUCUGAUAAAAAGAAGAAAGUUUCAGAAGCGCGACAGGUAGGAACUACUGCUAGCCCAACUGCCAGUACUACUGGUCAGACUCCUUGUUCCUCUGCCACUGUUAAGCAAGAUUCUCUCCAUUCUGCUUCAUCUGCAAUAAAUACGUUGGAGAACACAAACCCUGCAGAACCCUCAAAGUCCAUUGAACGUGAUGGUCUUCCUUCAGACCAGUUUGCAAAGGGACAAGACACUGUUGCCAUACAAGGUUUUACUGACAACGAAAAUGCAGAAAGCGGAGGAGAAGGCCAAUACAGAGAGCGUGACGAAUUUGUGGUCAAGAUAGAAGACAUAGAUACAUUUAAGGAGGCUUUAAAAACAGGAAAAGAACCUCCUGCUAUUUGGAAAGUACAAAAAGCUUUAUUACAGAAAUUUGUUCCUGAAAUUCGCGAUGGCCAGAGAGAGUUUGCUGCUACAAAUAGUUAUCUUGGAUAUUUUGGUGAUGCAAAGACUAAAUACAAAAGGAUAUAUGUGAAGUUCAUUGAAAAUGCAAACAAGAAGGAGUAUGUUAGAGUGUGUUCGAAAAAGCCAAGAAAUAAGCCUUCACAAACUAUCAGAACUGUUCAGGCUAAGCCAAGUAGUAGCAAUAAAACCUCUGAUCCUCCAACAACAAAAACUACAUCUACAAAAGUCCCUUCCACGAAACCCAAAGUUAAACAGCCCAAAGUAAAGGCUGAGCCGCCACCAAAGAAAUGGAAGAAAUGGAAAGAAGAAUUUUCAUCAUCCCAGUCUGACUCAUCUCCUGAGAUUCAUUCUAGUAGUAGUGAUGAUGAGGCUCCUGCCUGUGGCCUGGGAAAGCAGCAGAAGCUGGCCCAAGUCCUUGGGCCCCUGCAUUCACGUAGGAGACACGGAAGAAACUCCUAGCUACUGGCUUCGGAUCAGCUCAACUCUGACCAUUGCGGCUGUUUGGGAA